AUGGAAGACAUUCGGAUGGCUUGUAGACUUUUAUCUCCAAAAGCUUUUAUGGGUACUAUCGACGUUAAAGAUGCCUACUUCCUAGUACCUGUACAUAAAAGCCAUCGUAAAUAUCUUCGUUUUUUGUUUCGUAAUUGUCUAUACGAGUUUACAUGUCUUCCAUUCGGGUUGAACCAGGCUCCAUACAUCUUCACGAAGAUUAUGAAGCCUGUAGUGAACUUUUUAAGAUCCCACAAUUUCUUAUCGGUUAUUUACUUGGAUGAUAUCCUCUGCUUCGGAAAUAAUUUUGAUUCGUGUAAGAGAAACCUAGAAUCAACAGUCGCAGUGCUCGAGUCUCUCGGGUUUGUCUUGAACCUACGAAAAAGUAGUUUAAUCCCAAACACCUCUUGCAAGUUUCUGGGUUUUAUUUUGAAUUCGACGAACCUUACUCUGAGCCUGACCCCCAACAAGCGUGAAAUCUUAAGAAAGCUGGUCCAAUCAUUUCAGAAAAAGAAUUUCUGUAGGAUUCGAGACUUCGCUAAACUGAUAGGUAGCUUAGUAGCUGCUUGUCCAGCAGUGGAAUAUGGUACCCUCUACUGUAGAUCACUAGAGACAGCAGAAAUACAAGCCCUUGAUGUCAAUAACAAUAACUUUGAAGCACGUAUGGUGCUUCCAGUCUCCAUCUCACAAGACCUCGAGUGGUGGCAACAACAGUUACCAUCCGCAUCUAGAAAAAUAAGGUCCGGGAAUUACGUAAGAGAAAUUUUCUCUGACGUAUCACCAACAGGCUGGGGCGCUUUUUGUGAGGGAAAUCGCGCUCAUGGUCUAUGGAAACGAGAAGAACAGAGUCUACAUAUCAACACACUCGAAAUAAUGGUGGCUGGUAUAGCUCUAAGGUGCUUCGCGUCUGACCUAAUUGACUGUGAAAUACUUCUUAGAGUAGAUAAUUCAACAGCAAAAGCUUACAUUAAUAAACUAGGGGGUACGCGCUUCUCACAUCUCCAUAAUCUUGCUAAAGACAUUUGGAGGUGGUGUGAGGAGAGACAGAUCUGGGUUCACGCUGCUUACAUCCCCUCACGUGAUAACUCCGAAGCAGACCAUGAAUCGCGUAUAACCAACGUCGAUACCGAAUGGGAGUUGGCAGAUUAUGCUUACAAAGAUAUAGUUAAGCGUUUUGGCCAACCAUUAAUAGACCUCUUUGCAUCGCGAGCGAAUGCAAAAUGUGCGGCUUAUUGCGCAUGGGAGCGGGAUCCAGAUGCAGUGGCGAUCGAUGCACUUACCAUCAAAUGGAGUGAUCUGGAGUUCUUCGCCUUCCCCCGUUUCGCCAUAAUGGCGAAACAAUCAACACCACCCGCUUGCAGCAAAACUUUCCCUGGUUGCAGGGAAGUUAUCAGGGAAGCUUACGUAAGACGAAAUCUUCCUGCCGAGUCCCUGGAUAUCCUAAUUGCGUCUUUGACCAGCUCAACACUACAGCAAUACAACUCAGCUCUUAGAGACUGGUGGACUUUUUCCCAGCAAAAAUCUCGGGAUCCUUUUGCAACAAGUGCAACCGCAGUCUUGGAGUUCUUAACAUACAAGUUUAACUCUGGGGCAUCGUAUGGGACUCUAAACUCAACAAGAUCUGCAAUCUCGCUUAUUUCCUCUGAAUACCUAUCGGGAAAUGCUUAUAUAUCCCGAUUUCUUAAAGGCGUGUUCAAGUUAAGACCAUGUAAACCAAAAUAUGAAUCCACAUGGGACACAGCGCCAGUCUUAGAGGAACUCGCAAAGCAACAUCCACUCGAAACUCUGGAUCUCCAAGCUCUAACAAACAAGACAAUCUUGCUCUUAGCUCUCUGUACUGCACACAGAUCCCGAACCUUCUCUCUCAUAUCUAUCGACAACUUGACAACCACACCCGCAGGAAUCGAGAUAAAAAUCCCAGAGCAAAUAAAAACCUCUAGACCUGGAGCCUUCCAGCCUCUUCUAAUUCUGCCAUUUUUCAAGGAAAAGCCUGAGCUGUGUGCAGCUAGUGCAAUAAUCAGAUAUUUAAAGGUAACUAAAGCACUAAGAGGAGAGGAGAAAAAAUUAUUCAUCUCAAUUCGGAAGCCUUAUAAGGCAGUGUCAAGCCAGACGAUUGGUAAAUGGAUUAAAUCCAUGCUUGCUGAGUGCGGAGUGGAUGAAAGAUUCACUGGUCAUAGUGUACGUCACGCUGCCACAUCAAAGGCUGCGAGCAAGGGGAUUAGCAUCGAAACAAUUAGGAAAACAGCUGGCUGGUCUCAAAAUUCUCAGGUGUUUGCUAAGUUUUAUCAGAGACCAAUAAGCCAAGCAGCCUCUAACUUUGCAGUCGCAGUUCUGUCGGAAUGA
This is a messenger RNA of Microplitis mediator, 2322 nucleotides long. RefSeq lists its product as uncharacterized. The transcript has 2 exons. The coding region runs from base 1 to 2322 and encodes 773 amino acids. Gene Ontology annotation, biological process: DNA recombination; DNA integration. Gene Ontology annotation, molecular function: DNA binding. NCBI's taxonomy places the organism in Eukaryota, Metazoa, Arthropoda, Insecta, Hymenoptera, Braconidae. The record is from RefSeq and is a predicted model, not a curated record.